Psammomys obesus (fat sand rat) is the source of this 963-nucleotide messenger RNA. RefSeq names its product olfactory receptor 1038. Gene Ontology annotation, molecular function: G protein-coupled receptor activity; olfactory receptor activity; odorant binding. Gene Ontology annotation, cellular component: membrane. The record is from RefSeq and is a predicted model, not a curated record. The transcript has a single exon. Gene Ontology annotation, biological process: sensory perception of smell; G protein-coupled receptor signaling pathway. Bases 1 to 963 code for a protein of 320 amino acids. Lineage: Eukaryota; Metazoa; Chordata; Mammalia; Rodentia; Muridae.
AUGGAUGAAGUUAAUAUCUCCUACGUCACCAUGUUUAUCCUCAAGGGGAUCACAGACCGGCCAGAACUCCAAGCCCCAUGUUUCGUGAUGUUUUUGACAAUCUAUCUGGUCACGGUCCUAGGCAACCUUGGGUUGAUUGUUAUAAUCAGGGUUGAUUCUCAACUCCACACGCCUAUGUACUUCUUUCUCAGCCACCUGGCCUUUGUUGACCUCUGUUACUCAUCCGCUAUCACACCGAAGAUGAUGGUGAACUUCGUGGUGGAGCACAACACCAUCCCUUUCUAUGCCUGUGCAACACAGCUGGGCUGUUUUCUUACCUUCAUGAUCACAGAGUGUUUCCUUUUGGCCUCUAUGGCCUAUGAUCGCUACGUGGCCAUCUGCAGCCCCCUGCAUUAUUCAACACUGAUGUCUAGGAGAGUAUGCAUUCAAUUAGUGGCAGUUCCUUAUGUAUACAGCUUUCUGGUUGCCCUUUUCCAUACGAUCAUCACUUUUCGCUUGGUAUACUGUGGGCCUAAUGUAAUCAACCACUUCUACUGUGAUGACCUUCCCCUUUUAGCACUGUCCUGUUCAGACACACACAUGAAGGAAAUUCUCAUCUUUGCUUUUGCUGGCUUUGAUAUGAUCUGCUCUUCCUCCAUAGUUCUCACCUCCUACCUCUUUAUCAUUGCUGCCAUUCUGCGAAUUCGCUCCACACAGGGACGACGCAAGGCCAUCUCCACCUGCGGCUCCCACAUGGUAGCUGUUACUAUUUUCUAUGGCACACUGAUCUUCAUGUACCUACAGCCCAAAUCAAACCACUCCCUGGACACAGACAAAAUGGCGUCAGUGUUUUACACAGUGGUGAUCCCCAUGUUGAACCCCCUUAUCUAUAGUCUAAGGAACAAAGAGGUGAAAGAUGCCUCUAAGAAAGCUUUGGAUAAAGGGUAUGAAACCUUAAAAAUAUUAAAGUUUAGAAAAGAAUGA